Chelmon rostratus (copperband butterflyfish) is the source of this 5970-nucleotide messenger RNA. RefSeq names its product leukemia inhibitory factor receptor-like. NCBI's taxonomy places the organism in Eukaryota, Metazoa, Chordata, Actinopteri, Chaetodontiformes, Chaetodontidae. The transcript has 17 exons. The coding region runs from base 226 to 2970 and encodes 914 amino acids. Gene Ontology annotation, molecular function: protein binding; cytokine receptor activity. The record is from RefSeq and is a predicted model, not a curated record. Gene Ontology annotation, cellular component: membrane.
AGCAACCAGUCGGACCUUCUCAUGGAAGUAUUCAUCCUUAUAAAAAUGCUUUGGGAAUAUGCUCAUCAUUGAAGUCUAUAUUAUUUUGACACUUGAUAAAUAUUUAUUGCUGAUGUUUGCGGAUGUUUUCUUUUCCAUGAUAAAAGUGCCAAAGAAGACUUGCCAACAAGUUUCCCUUAAAGGAAUUAGAGCUGACCACAAACAGUCAUUGUACGGAGGAAUAUCAUGAUCACAUGGUUAUUACUGGUCUCACUGUUCUGCAAGAGCACACAAGAUGGACAUGGCCAAGAAAAUGGUGUUUUGCAUUAUGGGCCUCAGAAUCUGACACUUACCAGCUCUGACCAGAUGAUCCUGUUAACAUGGGAGGACGACCCUUUUUGCUCUGCAUCAGACGAUGUGUCGAUCUAUGAGGUGGUGGUUCCCACAGCAGACAAGCAAGUACAUUACGAGGAAGUUGCUGUGCCACCUGACCAGAUAGGAUCUACUCACUCCUGGAACUGGAUGUCCCAUUUGCCAUUAGAGUGCGUUUACCAUUUAGUCAGGCUCAGGUCCCGAUGCAGAAACGAUACAAGCCCAUGGAAACAAGUUCAGGCUCUUCCUGGGAUAGAAAACUCAAAAAGGCCACAGGUUUUUCCAUGGGACAGAGCGUUUAAGGUUGGAAGUAGAGUCGUCUUCUGCUGCAUUCUGCCAGCAGGGAAAAUCUUUAACAGAAUGUAUCUGAUGGGGUAUAAUGAUUCUUAUAUGAACACUACCAAGAUCAACAAUCAGACAUAUACCCUGACUGUCCAGCUAAACGGAGCAUCAAGAGGCAGUUGCACCAAUGUAAUAUGUGAAACAAACACAUCUCUCAAUGGAGCUUGUGCGUAUGUUGGCUACCCCCCUGGUGACACGGAUCUUCAGUGUGAAACCCGAAAUCUGCAGUCAGUUGAAUGUCACUGGACAGUAGGAAGAGACACACACCUGUCGCUCAAGAGUCCAACAGUUUAUCAGCUACUUGGAAGCAAAUGUGAAAAUGGGUCUAUGGGGAGAUGCAAGAUGGAAGUACAAGUGGAUGCUGGUGAGAGAAACUGGACAUUAACAGCACAAAAUACUCUUGGGAAGGUGCAGCUCUCAGAUUGUGCAGACCUGACUAAAAGAGUGCACAUGAUCGAGCCAAAGGGAAUGACAGCUUCAACUGUGAAUGCCAGAAAUGUCACCCUGGAGUGGGAGUGGACGGUGCAACAGUACAAUGAUCUCAAUAUAACAUGCGAAGUAAACGUUAGCCAUGGGGAAAGAAAUACCAUUAGGGAAAACAAUGGAGUUGGCCUUCAUUUUGUAGUUUUGAAUGACUUGAUUCCACACUGGGCAUAUAACGUGACAGUACGAUGUGGAACAACGCAACAUUUCUGGAAAUGGAGUGACUGGAGCACAAGCAUCAACUUCCUCACAAAGGGUGAUGUUCCAGAUGCUCUUGAUGUGUGGAUGCAGGUGAAGGGUAACCAAACUAUAAUUAUUUGGAAAAUGCCACUGGCCAACCAGAGUCAUGGUGAUAUCAAAGUCUAUGAAGUGACAUGGGCGAAGACCACAGAGAGAGAACGACAAAACAGGACCGAACUUCACAACAAGCACAGACUUGAGCUCAGUCUGGACACCACUGUGGAUUAUAUUGCCACAGUUGCAGCUUGGAAUAUAAAUGGUAGCUCAUCCCCAUCAACCAUCACCAUCCCCAGCCGCAGUCCAGAGUCUUCAAGCAGAGUAGAAAGAGUGAAUACUUCCUGCAUCAUUGGCAGCAAUGGUUGCUUCAACCUGUCCUGGUCUUCCAGUCCUACAGCCAGCUGUGGCUACAUUGUGGACUGGUGUCCUACCAUAAAGCAAUGCAAGGUGGAUUGGCUGAAAGUGCCUCCAAAUGAAACUAGUGCCAGAAUAUGUUCAAAAAGGUUAAAUGCCGGAGUGAUGUACACAUUAUCUGUAUAUGCUUGCACCCAAGUAGCUCCAGUGCUACUAGAAAGAAGAGAGGGUUAUAUCAGCGAAAAAAGAAUAGAAGAUGGCCUCUUUAAAUCUUUGAAAUGGAAACAGCAGGAUUCAGAUGUUCAGGUAUCCUGGGACCCUAUAAAUCUAAGAGAGCAGUCAGCUUUCAUCCAAGGCUAUGUUCUAUAUUGUUUGGACAACAACAACAACAAAGUCAUCAUUGUCAACACAGUUAAUCCUGAGGCCACCAACCUGACAGCAAGAAAUCUUGAUAUCAGUUCCUACACAUUCACAGUGAAGGCACAGACUGCAGUUGGAGAAUGUGGCACAACAUUCUUUACUGCCACUUUAAAUUCACUGACUGAUAACUUGGUCAAGCUCGUCUUCAUAUCCCUGGUCACUGUUUUUAGUCUCCUUUCCCUCAUCGCUAUCCUUUGCUACAGACACUGGACAUGGAUCAAACAGAAAGUCUAUCCUUCAAUCCCAAAGCCAGUGUUGAGGUUGCCAUCACCGGAUGGAAACAGCUGCCAUCCUCUUUUCCUGGAUCAGAGUCACCACAGUGAAGCAGAUAUUGUGGAUGUUUCAGAGCUGCAUUGUAACUCAGUAGCACUUGAGUAUGCCAGUCAAGAGAACAAGUUUUUUGUUUUUUCACAAACUGCGAAGGGUUAUUACAACCAGCCCCUGAAAAAGUAUAUCCCUUCAUCCCUCACUUUACCCAUUACAUCCAACCCAUCUCAGUCAGGGUCACCAUCUACUCAAUUCAAAGGCGUAUUUCCUAACCCAUCAUACAACCUGAUAAUGCAGUCUGGGGAUCGUCACUCCAACUCUUGUCCUGAGCUUCAGGAGGGCACACAUAUGGAAAAUAGCUCUAAUGGAUACCAUCCUCAGAGAAACACAGACACCUUUACCGUAAACCAGACAGCAGAGGAUCCAGAAAGUCCUGUGUCCUGUGUCUCCACUUACAUUUUAUUACCGCAGGCAGCUCCACAAAGCUGCUGCAUGCACAGCCAAUAUAGUGAAUAGAAAAAACUGCAUUUGUACAGGGCUUUUCUAGUGUACACUGACCACUCAACAUGCACACAUGCACACAGCAGCAGGAGCAAUCUGGGCUUCAGUUGGCAAAGGACACUUUGACAUGCAUCCUGGAGGAGACCAUCUGCUUGGUGGACAACCUGCUCUACCUCCUGAUCCUCAAAUAACAAUAACAGUAAAUACGAUGGAUAUACAUAUAAAUACAUAUAUGUAGGUUUAUUUUUGUCCUUGUAACAUUUUCAAACAUUGUUUAAACUGAUUCACAUAUUUCUUUAUGUCAUAAUCUGUAUAUAUUAAGGUGAAAUACAACACAAAUAUAAUAACAAAGUGUCUUUAUGCAGUUUAUUGUUCAGUCAAUAAACUGAACAAUAAGUUUAUUAUUACCAAUCUAUAUUUGGUAAUAGUGAAAACAAACAUUCUGUCAGAAAACAAAAAUUGAAAAUGAAUUUUUUGUUAUUUCUAUACACACACACACACCAAUUGCAAUGUGGGAUUACAAGGCACUGUGUCCAUCAAUUUCUGUACCUGUCUGAAAUCAGCAGUCUGAUAUUCACAUCACCUUCACUCCAUGAUUGGCCAGCUGUGUGGUGGUGACAACAGAACUUAAAGUUGCCCCCACCCUCGAUGCCUAGCCUCCAUGUUUGAUGCAAGCUGGAAAAGUGCCCUAUGGGAUUUCCCUUUUGGAGAUGAAACUUGAUAAAGUGUAUGCUACGGUGACCCAAAGUGCUAGAAAAUGCAAUGGCGUGCCCCCUAGAGUGCUUUUGCAGUGGGAAAAAUGUGAAAAAUUGCCCUGUGGAGUGCUUUUCCUUCUUUCUUAUUUGGCCUGUGCGUGCCUCUAAAAGUAAAAUCUAGUCUUAAUCAGGGUUUUGGAACUGUUUCACCAUAAAUGCAUCAAAAUCCAUACCUGUGUGUGAACAGAUUAAUUACAAGAAGACAUUUUGUGUUUGAAGCUCGUGAACUGCUGUAUGUAUCUCAAAUAGAAUGGGAAAACCCUUGUGUCCUAAUUUUGGGUACUGAUGCAUCUUCUACUCAAAGUAUCAAAUACAAUAAUUCGGUGUAUAAAACAAAAUCAUAAAUCUAUGACACUGCGUAAUCGCAUCAGCUCAGUUUAGUAUUAAUUGUGAAAUAAAUGUGGAGUUACAGGCAGGACAUGUUUUCUGGUAAUUGUGAGUCACAGUGGCCAGAUGAGACAUAUGUGACUUACAUUCAGAAUAUUUUGGUACUUGGAAAUGACCAAUAGUGAAACUGAGAUACUGAAGCUAAAACAUUGCUCAAAUCCAGAGGAUCUUUUUUAAAAAAAAUUCUAGCAGAGAUUGUAAUGUUUGCAAGUACAAAGUAUGUCAGGCAAAAUCUUAGGAGAAAUGAUACAGAAAAAAUUUGGAAUAGUUCCAUUUCAUGAAAUGGUACAGACAUUCAGUCUUGGUAGGGCCAUGGCUACCACUCAGGACACAAAAUUGUUUACAUGUCACAAUUUUCUGAGAGUAGGUGUGUUCAUUGGGGCACCUUGUACUGAUGACCCACGUAUUUCUAAAAUUAAAAAUGAGGCCAGUGUGAUUUGUCAAAAACUGCAACUCCUCAAAUGGCCACUUGAGGUUGGCUCUAAAAACGAGUCAGUCUCCAUAGACCAUCGGCAAGGCCAGUUCACUGCAAUAUUUCUGCAAGCAAGCUUCUCAAUAAGACAUACUUUUGUCAUUGCCAUAUAUUCCAUUAUCCCACAACAAUCAUACCUUGGUUGAUACAGUUUUCUCUGAAUCAGUACAAUCUCUGCAUCAUUAAAUCCUGCCAGUUUCCUCAGAGUCUUCACUGGAUCAUCAGCUGGUUUUCCAGUUUGCUGAAGCAUUUGCAGAGCUUCUCCAAUAAACAUCUGAUUGUCUUUGUUACUGAAACAGAAAACAGGUACAUAUUAAGUCAUUUUUUUGUCGGCUAUCCUAACCAAUAUGUGAUGAUUUCUGUAUUGUACACUAGAGGGAGCUAGCACUACAUUACUGAUGAGAUGAUUCUGUGUGGACUGUGACUGAACUGAAACACAGUAUGGGGUCAGGGGCAGAAAGUAGCUAAGUACUGUACUUAAAGGCCCAGUGUGUAGUAUUAGUAGUUAGUAGCAUCUAGCAGCGAGGUUCCAGACUGCAACCAACUAAACAUCCCUCACCUCACCCUUCCCUGUGGUGGGUGAGACAAACACAAAAGGCACCACUUUGGAAACAUGGCAGUGCAGCAUGGUGGACUGGAAAGGACCCUCUCCCUCAGCGGCUAUAAAGAGCUCAUUCUAAGGUAACAAAAACAAAAAAAAAUCUUACUUGUACUGUACUUGUGAAUUUCCAUUUUAUCUCACUGACUGCUUCUUCCACCACUAGUUACUGUUUAUCAGUACCAUACACCGCAUUUAUAAAUACAACUAGAAAACAGCAAUGAUCACUAUAAAAGUUCCACUGAGCACAAGAAUAUGUAGCAACAUUAUUCCACUUACUGUUUUAGCAGUUGUUUUAUCAAUUAAAGUAAAAAGCUGCACCUCAAUCAUUUAAAUUUGAAACACAGCUGGGUGCUGUAGUUUUUCACAAUGUUACUCAGGAGGAAAUAGUCCAUUUGUUGGGGAGUAUUUUCAGUGGGAGAUUAAUCUACAUUUGGUGCUCUAGCGAGUGUAUAGGGGCAGCAGGAAGGUGCAUAUGGGACUGAAUUAAAAUAAACUUGUGCAUGACGUGGUCAUGGUAAUAAAGGAAUGUGUCACCCAGUGCAACAGGUUUAUGUGAUGAUUCUCUGUGUUCAGUCAUCACCACACAAUCAUAAAGCUCCUCCCAAUUAAUUUUGUUGUUAAAUGUUUCUUAUUUGUAACAUGUGCAGGGUAAAAUUACUUCUUAUUUUGGAUGUUUCACAAUUAAAGCGGUUUUAAAUAUUUAACACUUUCAGUCUCCACUUUUCUCUUGUCGACACUCUGUCUCCCUUUCUCUUCUUCUCCAUCUCUUGCACAGUGUAAUGUCAUCAUGCCUGUUUAUU